Chenopodium quinoa (quinoa) is the source of this 1254-nucleotide messenger RNA. RefSeq names its product epoxide hydrolase A-like. The record is from RefSeq and is a predicted model, not a curated record. The transcript has 5 exons. NCBI's taxonomy places the organism in Eukaryota, Viridiplantae, Streptophyta, Magnoliopsida, Caryophyllales, Amaranthaceae. Gene Ontology annotation, molecular function: hydrolase activity. Bases 90 to 1034 code for a protein of 314 amino acids.
AAUGCCAUAAAAUUACUAUAAAGUGGGACAAAAAAUACUGACUUAUCAACAAUUCAGAUAUCACUACUCUUACUACAGUAGUUUCCACCAUGGAGCAGAUUCAGCACAAACAUGUACAAGUUGGGAGUCUAAAGCUUCACAUAGCAGAGAUCGGAACAGGUCACAAAGUAGUGCUUUUCCUGCAUGGUUUUCCAGAAAUUUGGUACUCAUGGAGGCACCAAAUGGUGGCUGUUGCUGAGGCUGGAUAUCGCGCAAUUGCCAUUGAUUUUAGAGGUUACGGUAUGUCUGAUCAGCCACCUGAGCCUGAAAAGACAACCUUAACUGACUUUGUCGAGGAUGUCGUAGGUGUAAUCGACUCUUUGAGAAUUGAAAAGGUUUUCCUAGUGGGGAAGGACUUUGGAGCUAUCAUAGUGAGUCUAGUAUCCGUACUCCACCCUGAACGAUUGUCUGGCUUCAUAACCUUAGGAGUUCCUUUCAUGCUACCCGGGCUGACUGCUGUCAAUUCAGAUCAUUUUCCUAAAGGAUUCUACAUCAUACGGUGGAAGGAGCCAGGCAGGGCAGAGGCAGAUUUUGGUAGGUUUGACGUUAAGACAGUGAUAAGAUAUAUCUACAUACUGUUUUCAGGGAGCGAGCUUCCAUUAGCUGGAGAUGAUCAGGAAAUACUGGACCUUGUUGCUCCAAGCACUCCACUACCCCCCUGGUUCUCUGAACAAGACCUUUCGACUUAUGCAAGAUUGUAUGAAAAUUCUGGAUUCCGUACAGCCCUGCAAGUUCCAUAUAGGAGCAUGUACCAAAGUAUUGAUAUUCCAAAUCCACAAGUCAAAGCUCCAGCACUGCUUAUCAUGGGCGCAAAAGAUUAUGUCUUAAAAUUCCCAGGCAUGGAGGAAAACAUAAAAAGCGGAGCAAUCAAGAAGAGUGUGCCUGACCUGGAGAUUGUCUUCAUGCCAGAAGGAAGCCAUUUUGUUCAAGAACAGUUGCCCGACAAGGUUAAUGAACUCCUCAUAUCCUUCAUCAACAAACAUACCACCCAGUAGAAUAAUUUGUUUUACAGAAGAUAUACUAUAUGUACUGUGAUGCUGUGCUCAGUAAGAGCUGUAGUACUUUUCAUUUGGUUUUGAUGUUGAACUGUAAUAAUUCAGUUAUUCCGAAAGACUUGACCAGCUUAUAAUUCAGUAAGCGAUGAGAUUAGAGAAACAUACUGAUAUGAUCUGAGAUAGCUUUUUCCAGCAAUAAAGACUUGUAUUCCAUGAUGAA